AUGCUUGUCGAUCCCCGGCCCCGCCCCUGUGCAAGCAGGCCCCGCCCCUGCAGCCUGUCCCGCGUGCGCCCAGUCCCUGAGGGCGAGGGCCCGCGGCCCCCGGGCCCUGUGGCGCGUGUGCGGGUGCUGCGUCGUGACCGCCCGCCGCGGCCUCUCCCGUUCCCGCAGCUGAAGGAGAACAUCGAGCAGUUCUUCACCAGGUUCGUGGAGGAGGGGAAAGCCACCGUCCGCCUGAAGGAGCCCGCCGUGGACGUCCGUCUCAGCAAGGCGAAUGCCAGCCAUUUGAAAAACUUCCUCUCAGCUGUGAGGCUGGCUCACCGAGGUACUGAUGUUGAAGCACUGCCACUUGCAGCCCUGGUACCAGCAAAGACGUCAGAAAUUGAAAAACCUAAAACGAAGAUGAUCAUCACAUCACGGAAAGAUUACCCGCUCACCAAGAACUUCCCUUACUCCCUCGAGCACCUCCAGGCCUCGUACUGUAAGCUUGCCCGAGUUGACAUGCGCAUGCUGUGCCUGAAGAAACUCCUCAAACUGGAUUUGAGCCACAAUCAUAUCAAACAGUUGCCAGCAACUAUUGGUGACCUCGUCUGCCUGCAGGAACUUCACCUGCACGACAAUCACUUGGAGUCCUUCAGUGUGGCUCUGUGCAACUCCACACUUCAGAAGUCUCUCCAGCUCUUGGACCUCAGCCAGAAUAAAAUUAAAGCGCUUCCGAUCCAGUUUUGUCAGUUGCGAGAGCUCGUUCAUUUAAAGCUGGAUGACAACGAGUUGAUCAGGUUGCCGUUCAGAAUGGGCCAAUUAAGUCAACUGCGCUUCCUGUCAGCAGCCCGCAAUAAGCUCCCUUUUUUGCCCAGUGACUUCAGAAAGCUGUCUCUUGAGAACCUGGAUCUCUUUGGAAACCCCUUUGAGCAGCCUAAUCCACUUGUUCCCAGCAUACAGCUAAAAAUACCAUUAACUUUAUUAGAGUCUGCAGCAAGAGCAACAAUAAAUUACAGAAUCCCAUAUGGUCAUCAUCUCCUUCCUUCCCACCUCUGUGAAGACUUGGAAGUGGCUAAAACAUGUCAGUGUGGAAGUGCUUGUCUAACCAGCUUCAUUCAAACAACUGUGACCAUGAAUCUCCAUCACGUAGCUCAUACCGUGGUCCUUGUGGAUAACAUGGGAGGUACAGAGGCACCCAUUGUCUGCUACUUUUGCUCCCUAACCUGUUAUUCCCAGUUCCUGGAUAGAUACCUGCAAAGCAGUAGGUGACCUUGUAGGAGCAGCAGAAGCUCUAUGGAAACUUCAUUCAGUGCUGGAGGACUCAGAAACCAACCGCUGCUGGGUUAUCCACGUCGGCUGUUAUGACACGGAGACAAACCAUUGGGCGCGUGCUACAAAUGGUCGACUCUCUCAGACUUAUAAAGCCUUCUCACUAUAAGCCUGCUGUGAUCUGUCUGUCCUCUCGCAUUUCACGAGUCUUAAAUACUUACACUUCACUGCAAAGGACAAGAUAGCUCUCAGUUUGGAAAUUCUUAGGAUUGCAUUUUGGCUUUUUUGUGUUGUCCAAAGCUUCACAGGUGUUUUUUCCUUAUGCUGUGGACUGAAAUGAUCACUUCUUGCCAAAAGAAGGGAAAUGAAUGAAUUUUGCUGCUCUUUCUAACUUCUGUCGUUUGCUUGAUGCUAUAAAUUUGAUGUGUGCAGGGGAUAGAUGGACUCUGUUCCUAGGAUGGAGUCUUCUCUUCUUCAGUGAGGGUGCUGGGCAGUGCGUUCCCUGCUAAGAGAGCAGGAACCCCUCGUGUCUUUCCACGCUUGUCUUCUGUGGAGCAGCUCCGUACUGUGCUGCUGAAAGAAGUUACACUGACUACUUUGAAAACUGUUUGGUUCCAGCCAAGAGUUCUGGGCACGCAUGCUCAACUUUGGGUGCAACAGUGUUGUGUUUCUAUCAGACCAGCUAUUUGUAUGUUUUUGUAACUUUGUCAUUUGAAAGAAAUUGGUUCUGCAGUCACAACCUAAACAGUAUUUCCUGCUACUUUCUAAGCAUCACAUCUGUUUUUAAGGAUUUUUUUUAACUGUCCAUGAUGUGAUUACUUCAUUUAUUAAACACUGAAGUUCUUCCACUUGUACAUGUGAA
Molecule: messenger RNA, 2110 nt
Organism: Alligator sinensis (Chinese alligator)
Lineage: Eukaryota; Metazoa; Chordata; Crocodylia; Alligatoridae
Gene: LRR1
Product: leucine rich repeat protein 1
Exons: 4
Coding region: 1-1248 (415 amino acids)
Molecular function (GO): protein binding
Source: RefSeq, a predicted model, not a curated record